Molecule: messenger RNA, 1045 nt
Organism: Nannospalax galili (Upper Galilee mountains blind mole rat)
Lineage: Eukaryota; Metazoa; Chordata; Mammalia; Rodentia; Spalacidae
Gene: Pbdc1
Product: polysaccharide biosynthesis domain containing 1
Exons: 6
Coding region: 150-740 (196 amino acids)
Cellular component (GO): cytoplasm
Source: RefSeq, a predicted model, not a curated record
GCACGCAAAUACGCACGCGCAGACUGGCUAGCUAGCCUGGUAAGCAGUCCUACUGUUCCUUAUCUAUAGUUAGGGGAGCACGCGAGAAGGAAAAAAAAGUCCAACACUUCGGUUCCGGGGAGGGGCAGCCCGGGUGUCUCGCCUGCAACAUGGAAUCUGCUGGUGAACUCGAAGAGCCGGUUUUGGGGGAAGUGAUGUCCCUGGCACAUGCACUCUCUCUCCCAGCGGAGUCGUAUGGCAAUGAUCCUGAUAUUGAGAUGGCUUGGGCCAUGAAAGCAAUGCAGCAUGCAGAAGUCUAUUACAGACUGAUUUCAUCAGUUGACCCAAAGUUCCUGAAACUCACCAAAGUAGAUGACCAAAUCUACACUGAGUUUCGGGAAAAUUUUGGGAAACUCAAGGUAGAUGUAUUGGACCCAGAAGAACUCAAAUCAGAAUCAGCUAAAGAGAAGUGGAGGCCAUUCUGCUUAAAAUUUGAAGGGAUUGUAGAAGACUAUAACUACGGUACUUUGCUGAGGCUGGAUUGUUCCCAGGGCUAUACUGAGGAGAAUACCAUCUUUGCCCCUAGGAUUCAAUUUUUUGCAAUAGAAAUUGCUCGGAACAGGGAAGGCUAUAACAAAGCCGUUUCUGUCAGUGUUGAGGAUCAAGAAGAGAAAGGAGCUGACAAGGAAGAAGAGAAAUCUGAGGAAGGAGUUGGUUGUGGAAAAGAAAAAAAGAAAGGCGUCAAAAAAGGAGAGAAGUAGAAGACUAACCAAGGUGGAGAAAAGAAAGGAGCCAAGAGGCAUGUAACUCAGCUGAGCUCACAAGUAUGAAGGUGCUACCUGCACAGACCCUUCUGGUUGAAUGAAUGCCUGUAUGCAGUUGGAGGACUCAGAAGACAUCUUUCUAGCUAACAAUCAAAGCUGCUCUGGGCAUUGGCUUGUAUGAACUGGUCUAAAGAUUGUUAUAUUGAGUUUCUAGGUUUAUUGUUUCUUGAUAUACUGCUUCUUUUUGCUCAGUCUUGAUAAGUAAGAAAUUUUGUAAAUAAAUUCCUUUUGGUUUAUAUGAU